AUGCUAGAAUCGGACCAUCUAGAAGAAUCUAGAAACGACGCUUGCGAAGAGUAUAUAAGCGCACGUCGCAAGAAGUGGGAUCUUCGACCAGCGAAUUACCUACUCGUAGAAAAAGAACACGAUGUCAAAACUGUGUGGGUUAAACGUAGUUCAACUACGAGAAGAACUACAGAAACGAAGCCUUGUCACAAGGGCAACAAAGAAGUACUAGUAGCACGUCUGAGAAAAGCUCUCAUUGACGAAGGUAAGAACCCAGACGAAUUCAAGUUUGAUGGUGCUGACGAAGACAACGAAAUUAGCACAGGCACAACCGCUAAAAUGAUGGAACUUCUGCUUAGUAUGUCAACUGAAAUAAAACAACAGAUCAAGGAACAGUUCGAACAGAUCAAAGAACAGUCCGAACGACUGACAGAGGAGUUAAAACAGAUCAAAGAACAAUCAAGGAACAGUCCAAACGAGCAUAGAGACGAAACUGCCCUGGAUACGUUUAUCAAAGCCCUUCGUGAUUCGGAACUCAAGCAAUCCCUUCUCUUGUCAGAUAAACGAAAACUCAAGGAUGCCGUGGUUGUGAAACGCGAACCCCAACAGCAUGGUGUACCCCAAUGCUGGAUUUGUGGUGAAAAAGGCCAUCUACGUCGUGAUUGUAAACACCGCCUAAAAGAUAACUACUUCCGAAAUUGCGCGACAAGAUGGCGCAAAAGAAGAGAAGAUGAUCCUGUAUCACGAUCGGCCCCUUCGUUAGAAGGGGCGGAAAACUAA
Messenger RNA from Helobdella robusta, 759 nucleotides. RefSeq lists its product as hypothetical. Bases 1 to 759 code for a protein of 252 amino acids. Gene Ontology annotation, molecular function: zinc ion binding; nucleic acid binding. The transcript is spliced from 4 exons. Lineage: Eukaryota; Metazoa; Annelida; Clitellata; Rhynchobdellida; Glossiphoniidae. The record is from RefSeq and is a predicted model, not a curated record.